Vigna umbellata (rice bean) is the source of this 511-nucleotide messenger RNA. The record is from RefSeq and is a predicted model, not a curated record. Lineage: Eukaryota; Viridiplantae; Streptophyta; Magnoliopsida; Fabales; Fabaceae.
AUGUAUAAACCUGCUUUCUUUAGAUUAUUCCGAGUUGUGCAUGCUCCACUAUUUCUUCGUAGUUUUGCAUCUGAUAGAAGACAUAUGAAAGAUUCUGGUGGAAAGUGGAUUGAAGAACCUCCUUCACAUGAGCCUAUAGUUGCAGAAGAUGGAACAGUGCACAACCUGAAUGAAUACAUUAACAUAUCUGUCGCUGAUGCUAUCACUGAUGUUACUAUCAGUUCAGUCAAAGAUGUAAUUUUUACCCAGAAAAAUGGUGUGGUGAUAAAGGCUAAUCAGCUUGUGGAAUUCAUCUGUCAGUUAUCUUUAGAAUAGCCCCAUUCAUAUGGCUCCCCUGGUUUGUAUAUGUUCAGCUGCUAUACAAGAUACUGUCAAAUAUUGUCUCCCUUUUAAUGGGUGUUGUAAAAAUGCUUCUUUUGAAGGUAUCUUUUUGAGAGUGGUGUGCAAGGAAUGCAAGUUUAAGCUACAUUUUUUACUGUAAUUCUUCAAUACUAUCCGUGGUUUAUUACUA